AUGACUUCUGCGGACGACCGACGUCACGUUAGAGCUGGAUUCAGAAAUGGAGGGGGAUCGGUGAAAGGAUUUGUCCACAAAGACCACUCUCCUCACCCGUCCCUAGAUGAUUCACUGGAGGGGGAAAUUCAGGCUUUCCUUACUGAUGAAGACCAACUCCACACUUAUGACGACCUCACCAAAGUCAACCCUGUGACCCCUACAACAGUGCUGAAAUGCCUGCAGGCCAGGUACAGUGUGAAGGUGUUUUACACCCAUGCUGGCUGCACCUUGGUGGCUCUCAACCCCUUCCAGCCAAUCCCAGACCUCUACUCUCUGGAUGUGAUGAAGGAGUAUCACUGUGCUCCUCAACCCCAGGAGUUCAAACCACAUAUCUUUAUCGUGGCAGAAGAAGCCUACAGGAAUGUUCAGGGUCAGCUGGAGCCAGUGAACCAGUCCUUGGUGGUCAGCGGUGAGAGCGGUGCAGGAAAGACGUGGACAUCCCGUUGUCUGAUGAAAUACUACGCCACUGUGGCGGCCUCCUCCUCAGUGGUGAAGAGUCAGGACACAGUGGAGAGGAUAGAGAAGAGGGUGCUGGACUCCAACCCCCUCAUGGAAGCUUUUGGCAAUUCAUGCACGCUACGCAACAACAACAGCAGCCGCUUUGGAAAGUACAUCCAGCUCCAGCUAGACGGGUGCCAGCUGUUAGUGGGGGCGUCUGUGCAGACGUAUUUGCUGGAGAAGACCAGGGUGGCCUGCCAACCGGCUAACGAGAGGAACUUCCACAUCUUUUAUCAGAUGAUGAAAGGGGCCACAGAUGAGCAGAGGAAGGAGUGGAGGAUGCCACGUGGCCAACGUUUUGUGUGGCUGCCGAAUGCUGAAAAAACAGUUGAGGAGGAUGGUUUUCAUGAGACUGUCGAGGCAAUGGUUCAUCUGGGCAUUAAUGCAGAAAGGCAGACACAAAUAUUCAGGAUAUUAGCAGGGAUUCUGCAGCUGGGGAAUGUGCAUUUCUCCUCUUCAAUGGAUGACUCACAACCUUGUAACCUAGAAGAACAGUCUAAAGACUUCUUGCAGAGGGCUGCUGAGCUGCUGUGUGUCCCUGCUGAGGAGCUUCAGGUGUGUUUAAGAGUGAGGACUCUGAAGGCGGGGAAGCAGAGCGUGCUCAAGCCCUGCUCCCAGGCAGAGUGCAGCAUGAGGAGAGACUGCCUGGCCAAGGUCAUCUACGCCCAAAUAUUUGAAUGGCUGGUUACAUUCAUCAACAACAGCAUAUGUGCAGACAAAUCCACGUGGUGCAACUUUAUAGGAGUCCUAGACGUGUACGGGUUUGAGUGUUUCCAGAUCAAUAACCUGGAGCAGCUGUGCAUCAACUACACCAACGAGAAACUGCAGCAGCACUUUGUGGCCCAUUAUCUCAGGGCUCAACAGGAGGAAUAUGUGUCAGAGGGACUGCAGUGGUCUUUUGUCAAAUACCAAGACAACCAGAGCUGUCUGGAUCUCAUAGAGGGGAGCCCAGUCAGUGUGUUUUCUCUUCUUAAUGAGGAGAGUCGUCUUAAUCGAGCCUCGGACGCCAAGAUGUUCAGGGUUCGCUUGGAGAAGGAGCUCUCUGGCAAUGUCAACAUCAGCUGGGACAAGUUCAGCAAGGUGCCGCACUUCACUGUGGCCCAUUACGCUGGUAAAGUCCACUACCAGAUACAGGGCAUGGUGGAGAAAAACAAGGACCCAGUGCCACCAGAGCUCACCAGCCUGCUUCAGAAGUCUGAUAACUCCCUGCUUCACCAAAUAUUCACUGACAAGGAAACUGAGAACCUGACUACCAAGGGGCUCAGUAAAGUCACAGUGGUCUCCAAGUUCAAGAACUCUCUGGAGAGCCUGAUGAGGAUCCUCCACGCCACAACUCCUCAUUACACUCGCUGCAUCAAACCGAACCCAGACUGCAAGCCGCUGACCUUCAAAAAGGAGGAGGUUAUCAUGCAGCUGGAGGCCUGCGGGAUUGUGGAGACCAUACACAUUAGUGCUGCUGGCUUUCCAAUAAGAAUUCCUUUCAGAAGCUUCAUGAAACGUUAUGGACUGAUUGUGAAAUAUUCAAAGUUCAAGUCAGAGUGUCAUUGUGUUGAUUUGGAGGCUGACGGCGAUGACAUUCUUCGGCAAGAGGUGGAGAAGCUCCUCGGGGUGGUGUUACACCACCAGGCUUCAGAUCCCUCACACUGCCUUGACAAUGAAAAACACAAUUCAUGGGUGCACUGCGGAAGGACUAAAGUUUUUCUCACCCAGUCAAUGCUAGAUUUGCUGGAGGAUCAGAGGAAGGAGAUCCUGUGUCAGUGUGCCUUCUCCAUUCAGUGCUGCUGGCUGCGGUAUCAGCGCCGCAGACGCCACACCCGUCAGAAGUCUGCUAGUCUGAUCCAAGCAGCGGUGCGGUCCUGGCUGGUCAGGAGGCAGGUCCAGAGAUGGAACAGAGCAGCUGCAACCAUCCAGUACACCUGGAGGAAGUGGAGGGCUCUGUUGAAAUCCUUGGCUGAGGCAGAACUUGAUGAUGCAAAGGACCUCGUGGGAGAGGACUUGCCAGCGUUGAACCCAGUUAUCAGGGAACGGGGCUCGGUGCAGCUCUCCACCAUCCAGGAGCCUGUCACAGUGCGAGGGUGGCCCAUGGGCCUGGCUCUGGCUUCGGCCCCCUCCAUCACCGUGUCUCUGACAGCCACGGGCUUCCAGAAGAUGAUGUCUGUGAUGGCCUCACUCAACCUGCCCUCCAGGAGAGGGGAGUACAAGGUGGAGACCAACCAGUACAAGCAGGGGCUCGCCUCAAUACGGGCUCAACCCAAGGGAUCUGUGAAGCUGCACUAUCAGCGAUCUCCACUUCUCUAUGCUGACAGGCAACCAGACCUGAAGAGGGAUGUGACAGGGUUCAAUGAGAUCCUGCUAGAGAAAACUUUGUAAGAGGUCCCUCUUUUCAGAACACUAAAGGCUGAAUUCAUGGAUCCAGAUAAAAUAUAAUCUGACACAGUGGGAACAAACCUGGUAUUUUAUGCUGACAUUUCACAUUUUUGCAUCUAACUUAAAACAGUAAUUGACUUAAAGAAUGGCAAGCUUUAUCUUACUAAGUAUUAUACAAGGGUGCAAAGACUUGCAAAACCUGCACCUUUGCAUAAUAAUUACGUUUUACCUAACAGGAGGUCAGGUAAAAUAUUGCCGUGUGCUACAAACUUGGCUUUGAGACCCAAAGAUCAUCUUAAAUUCAAAAUCAGUCAGUGGACUGUCGAAACCCUUCCCUCUGCUACAUUUGAGAUAAAAAAAAAUUUUCGACCAUCUUUUGUAUGUGAUCCACAUUGAAAAUAAUGAAUGGGGUGCGAGUGAUUACGAUAAUGUCAUUGCAGGCCGAGAAAAACACAUCUUUUUAAAAAUGAGUCUUUGUCCCUGUGUUGAGAACGGAAAUUACAUGGCACAAUCAUAGCACCUUUAAAAACAGAGGACUGUGGGUUUUUGUCUCACGAUUGCAUCUCUGGAACAUCUGACUGUUGGGUCAAAGUAUUGGGCCUUGGAUAAGUGCCUUUUUUUUUUCUUUUUUUUUUAAAUCUACAAGCAAAAGAUAAAUGGGCUGUUAGUAUAUGUAUUUAUUUAAAGGUAAUUAUUUAUGUGUCAUGUCACAGAUGUAUUUUUGGGUGUAAAGGCAGUGGUGAUUCAGCUGCACGACUGUGGAUGUUAAUAUUCUGCAUUUAUUUUUUGACUGUGGUUGGUGCUGGGAACAAUGGCAAUUAAGCAAGUAUUGCACACAAAGCACAUAUUGCACAUUAAAACCACACACCUGCUUACAUACUGACAAAAAAUCCUUAACAAGCAUAUAUACUACUGAUGUGAAACGGAAUGGUUGGACCCAGCUUUAAUCUUAGUGCUGCUUUGGUUGAUAAAGGGUCUUUAUUAUAAUAUGCACAUCAGCCAGAUGUUUGACUAAACAACCUUUGAUGUAGAUUUUUAUCAGCUGCAAUCCAAAGCAACGCAAGUACUGUAUAAUAUACCAAAUUCUUUGUAAACUACAGUGUUUUGUGUUGGAGAACAAACUUGUCUUGACUAACAUUUUAUUAUUGCCUUAAAGUUUUAUGACAUUCACAACUUUUAAAAUUCAAAAGAUUUUUUCUCUUUACCAUAAAAAUGUUACAAAACACGAUGCAUGUAACUUAACACUGAUGUUUAUCCUCCUAGCGUUUGAUCAGACACAUCACCCACAGGUUCAGCUCUUCUGAUUCCUAGCAUGUCUUCAUUAACUCGCUGAAUUAUUUCCUCUUUUUUAUUCUGCUGUAGAUUCAUGUAUAUUUGUGUCACAGUCAAUGUGUUUCGUUUAAUCUGUUUUUUGUCAAGGGUACCAAGGGAUCCAUGUACAAGAACUUGAAUUGUAUUAAUUUAAAAUGACUGUUUUGCUGAAAUAAAUGUCAGUGUUAUAAAAUC
Messenger RNA from Xiphias gladius (swordfish), 4413 nucleotides. RefSeq names its product unconventional myosin-XIX. Gene Ontology annotation, biological process: actin filament organization; vesicle transport along actin filament. The transcript has 24 exons. NCBI's taxonomy places the organism in Eukaryota, Metazoa, Chordata, Actinopteri, Istiophoriformes, Xiphiidae. Bases 1 to 2910 code for a protein of 969 amino acids. Gene Ontology annotation, cellular component: actin cytoskeleton; myosin complex; cytoplasm. Gene Ontology annotation, molecular function: actin filament binding; microfilament motor activity; ATP binding. The record is from RefSeq and is a predicted model, not a curated record.